This is a messenger RNA of Opisthocomus hoazin, 1167 nucleotides long. The record is from RefSeq and is a predicted model, not a curated record. NCBI's taxonomy places the organism in Eukaryota, Metazoa, Chordata, Aves, Opisthocomiformes, Opisthocomidae.
CGGGAGUUAUCCCCAAUAUCCAGUACCAGGUCAUUCCCCAGUUCCAAACCAUCGACGGGCAGCAGCUCCAGUUUGCCACCACCCCUGCCCAGGUCAACGUGCAGCAGGAUGCCUCUGGUCAGCUCCAGAUCAUCCCCGGCACCAACCAGCAGAUCAUAACGAGCCGAGCGGGGACGAGCAACCUCAUCGCCAUGCCGAACCUGCUGCAGCAGGCCGUCCCCAUCCAGGGCGUGGGCUUGGCCAACAACACCCUCUCAGGGCAAACCCAGUACGUGGCCAACGUCCCCGUGGCUCUCAACGGCAACAUCACCCUGCUGCCUGUCAACAGCGUGGCCGCCAGCCUGGCUCCCACCUCGCAGACGGUCACGCUGAGCGGCUCCGGCUCUCCGGACAGCAGCUCCCAGCCGGCCACCUCGGGCGCCGCCGUCAGUUCCACCAACACGGCCACGUCUCACGCCGGUUCCGGCGCUUUUUUUACCAACGCCAACAGCUACUCCACCACCACCACCACCAGUAACGUGGGCGUCAUGAAUUUUUCCACCAGCGCGACGGUGGGGACCAACGUCCAGGCGCAGACGCCCCAGAGGGUCGGCAGCGUCCAGAGCUCGGACUCUCUGCAGAGCCAGGUUUCUGGGGUGGCUUUGCAGCCGGGGCAGCAGAAAGAGGGGGAGCAGAGCCAGCAAUCGCAGCAGCAGAUCCUGAUCCAACCUCAGCUAGUCCAGGGAGGGCAGACGAUCCAAACCCUCCAGACCAGCCCGCUCUCUGGCCAGACCUUCGCCACUCAGGCCAUCUCCCAAGACGCCUUGCAGAACCUGCAGCUCCAAGCUGUCCCCAACUCCGGCCCCAUCAUCAUCCGCACGCCCACGGUGGGGCCCAACGGGCAGGUGAGCUGGCAGACCAUCCAGCUCCAGAACCUGCAGGUUCAAAACCCCCAGGCCCAGACAAUCACCUUGGCCCCCAUGCAGGGAGUCUCGCUGGGGCAGACGGGCAGCACCAGCACCACGCUCACCCCCAUCGCCUCCCUCCCCAGCGGCACUGUCACGGUCAACGCUGCCCAGCUCUCCUCCAUGCCAGGCCUCCAGACUAUUAACCUCAGUGCCUUGGGAGCGUCGGGGAUCCAGGUGCAUCAGCUGCAAGGGCUGCCGCUGGCCAUCGCGAACGCUGCCG